Messenger RNA from Oncorhynchus mykiss (rainbow trout), 4622 nucleotides. Lineage: Eukaryota; Metazoa; Chordata; Actinopteri; Salmoniformes; Salmonidae. The record is from RefSeq and is a predicted model, not a curated record.
UGCAUAGUCUCUUAUGACUGUGCAGCUUAGGGAAUAUAGUGAGCAUGUCACCCACCCCCAGAGCUCAGAAUGUUCCUGACUCGGACUUGUUUUCCUCCCCUCACUGCCAGUACUCACUGUGACUGUCUGACAGGCUGCCUUCUCUUCACACUAGGAAUAUGUAUCUAAGGAAAUUACUGUCGCUCCUCAGCCUCAAAGGAAACCAUGUUGCUUAGCAUAGAUUGGCAUAGUUUUUUGGGGGUUGCUGCAGGUUAGGUGAUCUUGGACACUGAGUGAGUCUAGGCAGUGUUGGGCUGAUGACUACUAGGCAAGCAUUAUCUUUGAGCUGAUUGGAUGCAUGUUGUGGACUCCCAUUGGCCACCGCUGAACUUUGACCUCUCCUGUCUCAACCCAUCCCGAAACACACACCCUACUCUACUCUACUCCCCUAUCCUACCCCACCCCCAUUCCCCUGUGUAUGAGAGUGCUGCACCCUCGUAUGCAGAGAGGAGGUAGUGGGAGGCACCCAGGGGGGGUCGGGGGGUAGAGAAGGGGCGCAGGACUUAGGCCUCAAGAGGUGUUCCUCUCACUCAGACCACCACUCCCCCUCCAAAAUGACCCAGAAUGCCCGAGAGAGCAUGGGCGUCCUGGGCCAGGGUCUGAAGCAGUUGUUCCAGCAGCAACGCAGACGCCUGUCCCUCUCUCGCUUUACCCUAGCCUCCUCCUCUUCCUCCUCUGCAUCCUCCUCUUCCUCAUCCUCUGUGAUCUCAAUGGGUGGCCCCUCUCGCUACCCUCCCGAGGACUACCUCACCCCCCUCCAAGCCCCCUUGGCCUGUCCUGACUCUGACCCCCCCUCUGGUGGUCUCCUUGCCCCCCCAGCUGGUCAGGGUGCCGGCCCUGUGGGCACGAUGAGGCGUGGGACUAUGCUGCAGAGCCAGCACCGUGGGGGGAACGGGACAGGGGCAGGGGGAGGGGGAGUAGACCAGGAUCCCCCUCUGAGAGGCAGCCCCCAGACCCCCCACCGCCACCCUACCUAUGAUGCACAGAAGCAUUCCGAACGCCUGCGCUCCUCCUCCACGACGGACAACACCACACGAAGUAGCCCCUCCCCUGGGUACAAUCCUGGAUAUGCAACGUCAGGCGACGUGGUGCUGUCGUCAGGAUACCAGUCCACGGAGGAGACAGACAAGAUUGAGCGGUUAGAGGUGAGUGGCUUAGCUCAGACCCCCCAGGCAGUGUCGUGUGGGGAGGAUGGGUCUUUCUCUGGGGGUGACGAUGGCACCCCGGACCCCCAGCGCACCAAGCAGGCCAUCGCCCAGCUGCAGCAGAAAAUCCUGAAGCUCACCGAGCAGAUCAAGAUUGAGCAGACGGCCAGAGACAACAACGUGGCCGAGUACCUCAAACUGGCCAACAACGCUGACAAGCAGCAGAGUGCCCGCAUCAAACAGGUGUUUGAGAAGAAGAACCAGAAGUCAGCCCAGACCAUCCAGCAGCUGCAGAGGAAGCUGGAACACUACCACCGCAAGCUGAGGGAGGUGGAGCACAACGGCAUCCCUCGCCAGUCCAAGGACGUCCUCAGGGACAUGCAGCAAGGCCUAAAGGGUGUGGGGGCAAAGGUCACAGGCUUCAGCGAAGGUGUGGUGGACAGCGUCAAGGGAGGCCUCACCAGCUUCUCGCAGGCCACGCACUCUGCUGCCGCCGGGGUCGUCUCCAAGCCCCGAGAGAUCGCCUCGCUGUUCCGCAACAAGUUUGGCAGCGCCGACAACAUCCCCGGGCUGAAGGACUCCUUGGAUGACCCGUCAUGUGUUGAGGAGGGUUUGAUGGGGGCCGGGGGGAGGUCUCUGGGCCUCGCAGGCCACCACCACCUGCAGUCCAGUCCCAAGUACGGUAGCGAGGAUGACUGCUCCAGCGCUACCUCAGGGUCGGCAGGGGCCAACAGCACGACUGGGGCCCCCGGAGGCCCCCCCAGCUCCAGGAGGAACACCCUGGAGAGGAGCCAGAGCUCCAGCCUGGACAUGCUGCUGCAGGAAGUGCAGGAGCUGAGGGAAGGCCAGGGGAGACUAGAGGAGAGUCUGGAGGUACUUAAGAGCCACUAUCAGAGGGACUACACUGUCAUCAUGCAGACCCUACAGGAGGAACGAUUCAGGUGUGAGCGUCUGGAGGAGCAGCUGAAUGAUCUGACAGAGCUUCAUCAGAAUGAGAUCAUAAACCUGAAGCAGGAGCUGGCCAGCAUGGAGGAGAAGAUAGCCUACCAGUCCUACGAGAGAGCCAGAGACUCACAGGAAGCCCUGGAGGCGUGUCAGACACGUAUCUCUAAGAUGGAGUUGCAGCAGCAACAGCAGCAGGUGGUCCAGCUAGAGGGCUUAGAGAAUGCCACAGCCCGGACACUGCUGGGGAAGCUCAUCAACGUCCUCCUGGCCCUCAUGGCCGUGCUCCUGGUGUUUGUCUCCACCAUAGCCAACUGUGUGAUCCCCCUGAUGAAGACCCGCUCUCGGUCCUUCUCCACCCUCCUCCUCAUCCUGCUCUUCGCCUUCAUCUGGAGGAACUGGGACGCGCUGUCGGGCUGCUGCACGCACCGCGCCCUGCAGCCACCCAGAUGACCGCGUGGAGAGGUGUGGUUCUAUGACUACGCAUGGGGGUGGAACUCUGUCCACACACACACAAUAAGCAGGAUCAGCCUAACUGCCAAUGGGAUGUGGUGGUUGUGUUGACGGACGCCGAGGAAUGAGCCUAUCUGUUGAGCUCAGUGAGGUGGGACUGAGGAGAAAGUCAGGGAAGGAGGGAAGAUGAGAAUACCACUCAAUUCAUUUAGGAAGAAUGAGACUUUGUUUACAUUUUUGGAGAUCAGAAAUAGUUUUUUGCAUCCUGAUACUGUUUUAUUUCCUAGGAGUUAAUCAAGUAUAUUAUUGUCGUUAUUAUUAUUUCUAAUAUUAUUAUUUUUAUUUUCAUUUGUUUUUAUUCAGUACCAUGUAGCGUUAAGCUCCUCCCACUCUGCACAAAGAGGAGCUGUCAGGAAACUGAUUGGAAGUUCACCUCAGGCUCAGGCCCUCUGCAGAGAAAUGCUAUUCUGAUUGUCUGCCUUUCAGGAAGAAAGUGCUCUACCUGGCUGUUAUGGGUAGAAUAUAAAAAGAUGAAUGAAUGCCCUCGCACUUUUCCCCACGCGAUGGCUUGAUUCUGAGAUCAGAAGGAACCUUUCUACCGAGGACUUUUUGUUUCCCGGACAAUACUUUGAGUGUCACGCCUAGAGACUCCUCGUGCUUCCGUACAUCCUUUUCAAUUAAGAUAGGUGAUAUCAUGAAUGAUAAUGACUUCUAGAGUGUGGCAACACUUUAGACAAGAGGGAGGGUUUAACAGUUAGGGCCAUUCGCCACAGAGCCACCAGAGACCAAAGGUACAAAUAAGGCCACUUUGCAGGAAAUGUGGAGUUGCCAUGAUACUGCUUUUUACUGGUGCCCACCCAUUGUGUCAGCUGAAGUCCAUGUUGAAAAGGAAUGCUGCUUUUGCCAGACAAAUACAACUGUAUCCACUGCCAUGCUACUGUUGUUCGAUGCGCUGCCUGUAUUACGAAUGUGACUCACUCCAUCACUUACGGUUCUCUCUCUCCCUUUCACUCUCUUUUUAUCCCCAUGUUUCCUCCAAUAUUCAUUCUGUCCUAUGUGCCAAAACUCUCCCGUUGCACCUGGUUAAUAAAUAGGGAGGUUUUUAUGUUCUUUCUUUCUUUGGUAUGUAAAGGGAAAAGACCCAGCGCAGGUCAUAUAGCCUUGUGGGGAUGAGAGGCAAAAUGUCAAUUACACCCUAUUCCCUUUAUAGUGCACCACUUUCACUGUGUAUAAUAGAGAAUAAUGUGCCAUUUGUGAUACAAAACAUACAGUUCUCUUCGAUGAUCAGCCAAUUGUACAUACGGCCUACUUGUAUGUCUCACCUUGGAUUUGAGGUGUAUGACAAAUAAUAUUAGCCUGGUUCCCAGAUCUGUUUGUGCUUUAUUAGCCAACUCCUCUGAUUCAUGGUCAUGACAUUGCAGAAGAAUUGACUAAACAAAGCACACACUGAUAUGGAACCAGGCUAACAGAAUAUACCUUAACAAGGCCACUUCUGAGUAAUUGCUCUGAGAAACUCACUGCUAAUGAUCUGAUGUGUGUUUCCUAAUCCGGGUCCUUGAUUACUGUUGAAUAUGCUGGCUCUCAAUCCAUUUUAUCCUCCCAUUCAUUUGUUCAAGGUCCUUCAGUUCAAGGUCCUUCGACCUAACUGACAUGAAUGAGUCCAUCUGAAGUCCAGUCUGCAGCUCCAUUAGGAGCUUGUUUGAAGAUAAUAACUGAUAUUGGGAAUUGCGUUCUGGGACAAGGAUGGAGGAACACUACAUUUCUUCCUAUACAUAGCCCUCUCUGGCGGCUUAGGCCUAUGUUCAGGAUCAUUGAAACAUAUUUAAACCAGAAACUGCACUGAAUUUGUGUCUUGAUCUUGUGUCUUGAUCUUGAACGUGCCACAGGUGAAUGGCUCCUGAGUUUACUUCUGACUUUGGUGUGACCUUGCCGUGUCCUCUCUGGUGUUUGGUAGGGUAGGGUUGUGUGCUAAACCACUCGAGUGCCUUCUGAUGUCCUUUUCUAAGUGUGGGACAAUAAAAGUGCAUUCCUGAUUAACUCCUG